AUGAGAAGCGAGCGAGCGAGUGGGCGGCGCUGGCGGGGGCGGGUGGCGGUUGAGAGUGCGAUCGGCGUGGACCGAGGCAAAUUCAAGAGCGCCCUUGUCUUGGUUUUUGUAUGGAAGACUCCACUCGAGACUGCGCUCGCCCCCGAGUCGCGAUUGAACGAUGACUGA
Peronospora matthiolae is the source of this 168-nucleotide messenger RNA. NCBI's taxonomy places the organism in Eukaryota, Oomycota, Peronosporomycetes, Peronosporales, Peronosporaceae. The record is from the annotation of a GenBank genome assembly.